Sapajus apella (tufted capuchin) is the source of this 1376-nucleotide messenger RNA. It is a transcript of the gene CENPH, whose product is annotated as centromere protein H. Gene Ontology annotation, cellular component: nucleus; kinetochore. The record is from RefSeq and is a predicted model, not a curated record. Lineage: Eukaryota; Metazoa; Chordata; Mammalia; Primates; Cebidae. Gene Ontology annotation, biological process: mitotic spindle organization; kinetochore assembly; chromosome segregation. Bases 97 to 840 code for a protein of 247 amino acids. Gene Ontology annotation, molecular function: kinetochore binding. The transcript has 9 exons.
GGGUUCUCAAGCCUCCCGGCGUCCAUUUAGUGGCGGGAAAAGCGACUUCUCAGCGGCGUUUUCCUGCCGAGUGGUAGCCUUUCCCCUCAACCAGCAAUGGAGGAGCAGCCCCAGAAGCAAGCCGCCGAUCAGCCCGCGGACUCCGGAGGGGAAGGCGGGGCAGGCGGGCCCUCGCAGGUCGCCGGCGCCCAGGCGGCGCGCAGCGAGGACCGCAUGACCCUGCUGCUCAGGCUGAGAGCACAGACGAAACAACAACUCUUAGAAUAUAAAUCAAUCCUUGAUGCAAGUGAAGAAAAAACUCCAGAACAAAUUAUGCAAGAAAAGCAAAUCGAAGCUAAAAUUGAAGAACUGGAAAAUGAAAUUGAAGAGGCGAAAAUUGCUUUUGAGAUAAAACAGCUUGCAAUUGACAGGAUAAGACUUUCAACUGCACUUAAAAAAAACCUGGAGAAAAUUAGCACAGAGUCUAGCGUGCUCAUGGAUAACAUGAAACACCUAUUAAAGCUAAAUAAAUUAGUAAUGAAAUUACAGCAGGAAUCUUGGGAUUUAGAGGAAAAACUGCUUGAUAUUAGAAAGAAGAGAUUGCAAUUAAAACAAGCUUCAGAAAGUAAGCUUUUAGAAAUACAGACUGAAAAGAACAAACAGAAGAUUGAUUUGGACGGUAUGGAAAACUCAGAGAGGAUAAAGAUCAUACGACAAAACCUACAGAUGGAGAUAAAAAUUACUACAGUUAUUCAACAUGUGUUCCAGAACCUUAUUUUGGGGAGUAAAGUCAAUUGGGCAGAGGAUUCUGCCCUUAAGGAAAUUGUUCUGCAGCUUGAGAAGAAUGUCGACAUGAUCUAAUAAGAAUUCAUUUCUGACAUAGUUUACAUUUCUGGCAGUCCCAACUCUUAUUUGGAAUAUUUUUGUGCAUUUGUUUGUCAACUGUAAUUUUAGAAUAUCCACAGUGUUUACAGUUGUGGUUAGUUAUUUGUAGUGGGAUUGAAAAAAGUGACUUUUUAAAAUAUAUAUAUUUAUAUUUAGUUUGCUUUUUUUUUUUUUUGAGACAGAGUCUAGCUCCACUGCCCAGACUAGAGUGCAGUGGUGUGAUCUUGGCUCACUGCUACCUCUGCCUCCUGGGUUCAAGCAAUUCUCCUGCUUCAGCCUCCUGAGUAACUGUGACUAAAGGUGCACACUGCCAUACCUGGCUAAUUUUUUGUAUUUUAGUAGAGACGGGGUUUCAUUGUGUUGCCAGGCUGGUCUCAAACUCCUGAGCUCAGGUAUUCCACUGCCUUGGCCUCCCAAAGUAGUAGGAUUACAGGCAUGAGCCACCGCACCCUACCUAGUUUGCAUUUUUGGUAUCAGUUAUAUAAGUUAGGACAUAAAAGGAAUUCAUGUUA